CGACCCUUGGCUUCGUGUGGUUCGAGACGUUUCGCGCACCAGUCCGCUGUCGUCUCUCCCAUCGGGUCGGCCGUGUGCGCCUGGGUGGCAUUGGCUGACGGCCGUCAUGGCGAAAACCUCGGGGCACCGCACGUACCUGGUUCUGGAGAACUACGUCGGGGGCAGAUUCGUGCCCUGCCGGCACCACAUCGACUGCUACGACCCGUCCACCGGAGAGGUCUACUGCAAAGUACCCGACAGCGGCGGCGAGGAGGUGGAGGCAGCAGUGGCGGCAGCUAAAGAAGCCUUCCCCGACUGGUCUGCCCGCAGCCCACAGCAGCGAGCACAGGUCCUCAACAAGCUGGCCGACCUGAUCGAAGCUCACCUGGAGGAGUUUGCCCAAGCUGAGUCCAGAGACCAAGGUAAAACGGUGACAUUUGCACAGACUGUGGACAUUCCCCGAUCUGUGUACAACUUGCGCUUCUUUGCGUCAUCGGUGCUCCACCACACCACCGACUGCAGCCAGAUGGACCACAUGGGCUGCCUCAACUACACCAUCCGUAGCCCUGUGGGAGUGGCUGGUCUGAUCAGCCCCUGGAAUCUCCCCCUGUACCUGCUGACCUGGAAGAUUGCGCCCGCAAUCGCUACGGGAAACACGGUGGUGGCCAAACCCAGCGAGAUGACAUCCGUGACAGCCUGGAUGAUGUGCAAGUUGAUGCAGCAGGCCGGUGUUCCUGCAGGAGUAGUCAACAUCGUAUUUGGCACUGGUCCCAGAGCAGGCGACGCCCUUGUUGGCCAUCCUGACAUCCCAUUGGUCUCCUUCACUGGCUCCACAGCAACUGCCCAGCGCAUCAUAGAGCGGAGCGCCCCCUACUGUAAGAAGCUCUCACUGGAGCUGGGAGGUAAAAACCCUGCCAUAGUUUUCGCGGAUGCAGACCUGGAGCAGUGCAUCGAGACCACGGUUCGCUCCAGCUUCUCCAAUCAGGGAGAAAUCUGUUUGUGCACCAGUAGGAUUUAUGUAGAGAGGAGUAUCUACUCUGAGUUCCUGGAAAAGUUUGUGGCUGCAACUAAGAAGUGGAAGACCGGUGUGCCAUCUGACCCCAGCAACAACAACGGAGCUCUCAUCAGCAAAGACCACCUGGAAAAGGUUCGACGCUUUGUAGCACUCGCCAAAUCUGAUGGUGGCAUCGUCCACUGUGGUGAGGGGGUUGACACGCUGGACCUGCCUGAGCAAAACAAAUCCGGCUACUUUAUGCCGGCCACUGUCAUCUCCGGCAUAUCUGACAGCUCCCCUGUCAUGCAGGAAGAGAUCUUCGGCCCCGUCACCUGCGUCAGCCCCUUUGACACAGAGGAUGAAGCUGUUUCCAAGGGCAAUGGUGUGCGUUACGGUCUGGCGGCCACCGUUUGGUCCCAAGACGUUGGGAAGGUUCACCGGAUGGCCAAGCAGUUGCAGGCAGGAUUAGUUUGGACCAACUGCUGGCUGGUGAGAGAUCUGAACCUACCCUUUGGUGGGAUGAAGAACUCUGGUGUGGGGAGGGAAGGAGGGAAGGAUUCCUACCACUUCUUCACAGAGGUGAAGAGUGUCACGAUCAAACACUAAAGAAACAAAGGAAGAGGGCAGCAGUGGCAAGUCUUGAUUGGAGGUACCUUUUCUGUUAGAGACAGGUACAGAAAUGUGGGGAAGGUUUGGCAGUUAAUCAUGACAUUCAUCAACCUAUGUCAGCAACUCUCAAGAUUGUCAACAACAGAUUUCUCCUCACGCUCUCGGAUUAUUGAGCCCUGUAAUUAAGUCAUAUUUGUGGAAUACAAAGUCAGAGAAAGUCACAUUGCAGCAAUACAAAGGAGUAAGCUAGCAGAGAGGCAAAAGAAAGGUUUAGUGAAGAGGAAAUACAUCACCAUGUAAAACAUUAGAAUAUUAUACGUUAAUCAUUUGUUCUUUGCUGAAUAUUUUGUAAAACAAUCCUCUAUUUCUGAGCAGAUAAAAUGCAAAAUGUUUUUGGUCUUAAAAUUAGAAAAAAUACAGACCAGACAAGGUCAGGGGGUAAAGGGCUUAUUUUCUAAGACGUCAAGAGUAAAAUUUGUUAAUUUAAGAACAGCAGUUUAAUCCAACAUCCUUUUAAACUGCGGGUUUGUGUUCUGCAUGGCAGUUCGGGAAGUAACAUAGUACAUCUGAAAAGAAGGCAUACAAACAGUAAUAGCACUAAUAGAAAAGUAAACACGUUUCCUGUGAAGCAGGUGAACACAAAGAGAGUUAAUGUGUGCCUCAGGCCAACCAAAUCCAAAAACCAAAUAAUUCUAGGUGAGUUUAUUCAGAGCAAAACCUUCAGACUGCAAUUUGUUAAGGUGUUUUGUAACACAUACAAGUGUUGCCCCGAAUUAAAAUACCUUAUAGAAAUCCCACAUGUAGUUCAAUAUGUUUUUUUUAAUGUUAACUUUUGACGUCUGGGUUAUGUCAUUGUUGUCUGCGGAAUGCAGUAACCCCUGAUAGCAUCUAUGUCGUAAUGUCAGUAAAAGAUAGAUAGAUAUCAGAUUCUGAGUAUGUUACAAGAAAAUAGUUCUGCCGACAGAUUAAAAUUCACUUUGAGAAUGAAGAAGUCAAAGUUUGACCUUUCUAUCAACACACCUUGUACUUUUCCUGUGUCGGGGUGUUUUCCUUUAUGGUUGCACACAUGGUCAAAGUCUGCGCUGCUUUAUAAUUUUUUACGUCAUGCAAACUUAAUAGUCAGAAGUGUCUGUUUUACAUUGAGUUUUUUUUUUUGCUUUUGAAAUGACUGACCUGCUGACGUAAGAGGGGAGAGCAAAUGUCAAACUGUCCCGUGUGGUGGUUGGACAACAUGUUUGAAGAGAGAAAUAGGAAUGUCAGCAAGCUGAGUGAACUGGAGUGACUUUCUGACUGGAGACAAAUGCUCCGAACGUCUGUCAUGAAAAAACCUUGGUGCUUUACAGUAGAGCAUUCAAAUGAUAGAAUGAACAUGCUCAUAAUGACAAAACUAAGAUGCUGAUGUUUAGCGAAGGUAAUGUUUACCGUGUUCACCAUCUCACUUUAGCGUGGUAGCGUGCUAACUUUUGCUAAUUAGCACUAAACACAAAGCACAGCUGAGCCUGACGGUAAUUUCAUUAUUUUUUGCAGGUAUUUGGUUGUAAACCAAAGUGUUGGACAAUUUUCAAUUUUGACCUGAUGAACUAGAUAAAAACUUGAGGGAUCUGCAAAGUUAUUACAAUUUACGUGACAUGAAAUUCUGCACCAAAUUCGAAUGACAAUCCGUCAAUAGUUGUAGAGACAUUUCGCUCAAAACGACAAAUUUCAACGUACCACUAGCGUGAAUCAUCAGGAUUCAUUGGCUGGGACCCAUGACUGUCCUUGCAAGGUAUUGAGUAAAUCCAUCCAGUAGAUAUUUCACUGGAUAUGUGCAAUUGUUUACCCACCGUUGGCACUAAAGGAAAAGUCCAGGGGAUCGCCAAAGUCAGUAGGGUUCAUCCUCUGGGACCCAUGAAUGUCUGUGCUUCAUCGAACUGACAUUGCCAUCCAUACAGAGGAGCCAGCAUCCGGCACUUGUUGAAUGAUGAAAAAAAUCUUUCAAAUAAUUAUCCAAGUCUUUUGAAUUUAAAAGAUUCCACCACAGCCAUCCUCAGCAACAUGCUUCAUCUUCUCCUGAUCACGUUUUCCUUGCAUUUGUCUGCCCGCUUCCCCUCCCCUCUUUGCCCCCCUAUUAAAGAUGUCUCCUCUCCUCGCUAAACAUCUUAUCAUGACUUAAUGCAGUUUGAGAUGGGACUGAUGUGGGUGCUGGAUUAUGUAUGUCUGUGAGCAUGUGUGCGUGGUGCUUUCUGCCUCAUCUGGGCUGCCGUACCAGUAUAGGAAAAGAAGAUACACAGGGGAAGCACCCAAUCUGUUGAAUAAGCCUGUAAAAUCACGUCCUUUCAUGAGCUGUACUGUAUGUGACAUUUACCACAGAGCCAGUGUGUGUGUCCCACCCUCUGUGUUUUGGCUAGGGAAUGGGUAUUGUGCUGUGUCACGCUGGAUGAUUGCAUACUCACACACGCACUCCUAUGCCUUCCUCGAACAUAGCGUGUGAUGAAAUGGAUACCACCCAAAAGUCAGGUUAGGAGGUCUGAAGAGACGUGUUUUGUUGCACCAACACACACACAUACACCCACCAAGUCAUAAUCUUAGAAACACAGUGGGAACAAAGUAAGUCAGCAAUUAUUUCAUUUUCCUCUGUUUCCGCCCUUUUUCUUGAUUUAUCUUUCAUCUCUCCCUUUUGUGGAUGUUUCAUUGAGAAGGAAAAGGCUCAUUGAAGCAGGUCUCGCCCCACUGUACGUGACUCUGAGGACACUACCGGCGGCUUCAGCCAAACUAAGCAUUUAACUUUCACCUCACUUAUCGGGCACCGGGAGGAAUUAAAAUAGAGCAUCCUUCCAUUUGAUAUCCAUUAGGAAACUGGCAUAUCUGGAAUAUAUAAAGCUCUGUUUUCAUGCUGGCGGCAGGGAUGUGAUAGGCCUCCUGCAGAGGGUUCUCUCAUUGAUAUGUACGUGGAGAGAACAAUCAUAGCCGAUAACCAUUUUCUCUCUUCUUUUGGCCAAAACCCACUGCAAUAAGUCCGUGAAGUAUUAACUUCUUAUGUGUUUCAAUUAUUAAUUUAUACACAGGAACAUUUGAUUGGCUGUUGGGGAAAAAGGUAUGUGAGUGUGUGUUUGUGUAUCAGGGCAAUAUCAAUAGAGACAGAUAAUGAGAAAGAAAGAAAAACAGAUCGAGAAAGCAUGAGCAAGGUCCGAUCCUGACUGUACAUGGAAUAAUUUCCGCGUGUCCCAGUUUCUAUAGUUUGACAGGCAGUGGGGCUUGUUCAUUGAGUCAAUUAAAAAAAAGUAUUCCAUGGAACAAUAAAGAUAAAACCAGCAAUCAGUGGUUUCCAAUCUUCCUAUCUCUUUCCUUUAUUCUUUCUGUGGCAUUUGCCUUUAUUAGCAUUGGUUUUCUUCUCCUCUUCUCCCCUUGUCUCUCUUUGAAUGUCAUGUGUCACGCACAGUAAGCUUGUUCUCUCUCACCACCAGCCUCUCCUUCUCUCACCACACUCCCGUCUCUCAAGGCCUUCUGUCACAUUUGGGUUCAGGGAAUUUUCCACAGCAGGCGGCCUGGCUUUUGUGGUAGAUAAACCCAGAGAUGAAGCUGGGUCCUGAGAAAAUGCUUCAGUUCAAGCAGGUUAAGCAAACUCAGCUAAGAAAACCCCAUGUAUAUUGUGUGUGUGAGAGUUACUUGGCUACAGAGGGCCAAAUGUUUGCAACUGCAUGUCAGUCUCUGCUAGGUGCAGUAUAUUUACCAGUCUAAAAAGGUAAAAUGUUAGCUAAAGAUAGAGCCAUCCACAGUACCACAGUCAGGGUAAAAAUUCAAAAGAACAUGACAAGGAUAUGUAUGUAUUUCACAAGUAUGCACACUUUUCUUAAAUUAAUGGGGUUGUUUUUUUGCAAGAGAGAAAUGUGUUUUGCCUUUCGUUGGUUGCAGUUGUUGCUUUUAAAGGCCCAAUAUGAUGAAUUUUGCUGAGAAAAAAGGCAACAUUCACUGCUUUCCUGACUAAAAAUAUACACUGGAAUUGGAAACCUGCACUCAUAAAUAGCAUUAGUUUCAAAUCUUUUUAUUGCAUUUCAUACUGUCUUGUUUUGGCUAUGAGCAUCACCAACUGAAACCUACAGUAUCUGUAACCUCAGCAUUCUGUACAUUACUCUGAUUCAGUCACAUUUUGACAGUUUUUUUUUUUU
Messenger RNA from Xiphias gladius (swordfish), 5727 nucleotides. RefSeq names its product aldehyde dehydrogenase 8 family, member A1 (gene aldh8a1). The transcript is spliced from 7 exons. Gene Ontology annotation, biological process: retinoic acid metabolic process. Bases 107 to 1579 code for a protein of 490 amino acids. NCBI's taxonomy places the organism in Eukaryota, Metazoa, Chordata, Actinopteri, Istiophoriformes, Xiphiidae. The record is from RefSeq and is a predicted model, not a curated record. Gene Ontology annotation, molecular function: retinal dehydrogenase (NAD+) activity.